Cyphellophora attinorum is the source of this 996-nucleotide messenger RNA. Its product is annotated as putative succinyl-CoA ligase [ADP-forming] subunit alpha, mitochondrial. Gene Ontology annotation, molecular function: succinate-CoA ligase (GDP-forming) activity; succinate-CoA ligase (ADP-forming) activity. The record is from RefSeq and is a predicted model, not a curated record. NCBI's taxonomy places the organism in Eukaryota, Fungi, Ascomycota, Eurotiomycetes, Chaetothyriales, Cyphellophoraceae. Gene Ontology annotation, biological process: tricarboxylic acid cycle. Gene Ontology annotation, cellular component: mitochondrion; succinate-CoA ligase complex (ADP-forming). The transcript has 3 exons. Bases 1 to 996 code for a protein of 331 amino acids.
AUGAAGACGAGGGCUUCAACCCUGCUCGCGAGGGCGGCGGGCUCCCGAUCGCAUACACGACAAUACAGCGCGCAAGCUCCCGGUUCGGCAACUGUUGGCAAUCUAGUGGUUGACAGCAACACAAGGGUGAUCUUCCAGGGUUUCACAGGACGAGCGGCCACUGCCAAUGCGAAGGACACCAUCGCUUAUGGCACGAGAGUCGUGGGAGGCGUCUCACCAGGAAAGGGAGGCCAAACUCACCUGGACUUACCAGUCUUUAGUACUGUGCGAGAGGCAAUGAAGGAGGUCAGGCCCCACGCCACGGCAGUCUUCGUUCCAGCUUUGGCAGCUGGGAAAGCAAUUGAGGAGGCAAUCGAGGCUGAAGUCCCACUUGUGGUGUCUGUCGCGGAGCAUAUUCCAGUACAUGAUAUCCUGCGGGUCCAACAGAUACUCAAGACGCAAUCGAAGUCUCGUUUGGUCGGUCCCAAUUGCCCAGGCAUCAUCGCUCCUGAGCAAUGUCGAAUCGGUAUCAUGCCUUACCAGCAAUACAAGCGUGGCCGCGUCGGCAUCGCGUCGAAGAGCGGCACCCUCAGCUACGAGGCCGUUGGAGCCACAACGCGAGAAGGCCUCGGUCAGAGCAUCUCGAUUGGAGUUGGCGGGGAUCUGUUGCCAGGGACGAGCUUGAAAGACGCGCUGGAGGUCUUUUACGAGCACGAGGAGACUGAGGGGAUCAUCAUGAUCGGAGAAAUCGGCGGACAGGCUGAGUUCCAUGCUGCAGAGUCAAUAAAAGCAUAUCGUGCCAGGACACCGAAUCCGAAGCCGAUAGUAGCUAUGGUUGCAGGGAGAACAGCGCCAGAAGGCAAAGUCAUGGGCCACGCUGGUGCGCUGCUAUCUUCUGGGAACGAAGGUGCGGAAGCCAAGGCUCAAGCGCUCGCUGCGGCAGGCGCAGUGGUGGUUCCUCAUCCUGGCUUCCUUGGAACGGAAAUGAAGCGCUUGCUGGAUGAGUUGAAGAAGUAA